GGCGGACACGCCCCCCGGCUGGCGGCCCCCUCCGCGCUCUGCCCGCCGCCUCCUCCCGCUCCCCGGUCAGAGGGCCGGAGCGAGAAGAUGGCGAAGACGUACGACUAUCUGUUCAAGCUGCUGCUGAUCGGCGACUCGGGCGUGGGCAAGACCUGCCUCCUGUUCCGCUUCUCCGAGGACGCCUUCAACACCACCUUCAUUUCCACCAUCGGAAUUGAUUUUAAAAUCAGAACGAUAGAACUAGAUGGAAAGAAAAUUAAGCUUCAGAUAUGGGACACAGCAGGUCAGGAAAGAUUCCGAACAAUCACGACCGCUUACUAUAGAGGAGCCAUGGGGAUUAUGCUGGUCUAUGACAUCACAAAUGAAAAAUCCUUCGACAAUAUUAAGAACUGGAUAAGAAACAUUGAAGAGCAUGCCUCUUCAGAUGUUGAAAGAAUGAUCCUGGGUAACAAAUGUGAUAUGAAUGACAAAAGACAAGUGUCGAAGGAAAGAGGGGAGAAGUUAGCAAUUGACUAUGGGAUUAAGUUCUUGGAGACCAGUGCCAAAUCCAGCACGAAUGUGGAGGAGGCAUUCUUUACACUUGCACGAGAUAUAAUGACAAAACUCAACAGAAAAAUGAAUGACAGCAAUUCGUCAGGGGCAGGUGGGCCAGUGAAAAUAACAGAGAACCGAUCCAAGAAGACCAGCUUCUUCCGCUGUUCGCUGCUUUGAUGAACUCUUCGUUUCUGAGAGACUGCAGCACACCUAGAGGGGCCUCCCUUGCUUCUCUGAGAGCACAGGUCCCCCAUCCUCAGAGUCACCCCGCCCGGCUGCUGCGGAGACUACCACUAGACUUAGACGUCUGCACACAGAGUGCCCAGCGGAUUCCAGCUUCGUGUCCUCAAAAAAAGAACAGGCUCCUUUUUUCAAACACGGAAGCGAUGACAUGGAGACCCGUGCAGGACCUAACUGGUCUUUCCUUUCCUACUGCCUGCUGCAGAAGCUGCUCUCUCUCUUUUCCAGUUUGCACAUCGUUGUUAGCCCUGCCCUCCGACAGCGCGCUCUGAGACUCCUGUCUGCGCACCUUUGUGUCACGAAGCUCUAGACAAACGCGCACUUGGGAUGUUUAAAAGACAGCAAAACAUUAAGCAGAGGUUCACUAAAGUUAAAGGACAGUUUUAAAAAUUCAUUAAGAGGCCCAUUUAUUCAUCAGAGGCCACAGUAUCUUUAUUUCUUCAGAUUAUUGAGUUUUGUUUCAUUUUUUUGUCAGAGUCUGGGUAGCUGAAUGAAUUGCUUUGUAAAUUUAUUACCUCUGCCUAAUCUGUAGGAACUGUAUUUGGAAAUACUAUUAUCUCACUCAUCCUGGGGUUUGUAUUUGCUAUGCUUUCUCAUGUUUGGCAUGUAUUACUUAUCUAAAACUAAUAACACAUUUGAAUGUUGCUAUCUGUUUGUAUUUCUGAACUUCUUAAACUGAAAUUUUUAUAGGUAGAGUUGUAUCACUUAGGGUUUUAUUUCAGCAUCACAUCAGAAUAUGUUAUUUUUUCUUAGAUUCGCCCCUUAGCCUACUGGUUUUGUUGUAAUACCUGAUUUCUAUCACAAUCCCUUGUCUGCAAGAGUUAACAAAAGUUAGAUUUAGAUUUUAGUUUGCAGAAAAUAUAUCUACAAUGAAAAGGAUUACUUUGUCAAUAGAAAUUUAAGAGAUAGUCCUAGUUAUGGUGAAAAUAAUAAUCUUUGGGUCUAUUUUUCUUUCUUUUUAAAUAAAAGUACUUGGACUUAGUACAACCUCUAGGAAAAGUCUUGCCUUUUUAUUAGAGAAAAUAUGAUCAGCAUUUCAGUUUUAAAAGAGCUAUUAGUGAAUAGGUAGUACCUAGCCCCAUCUGUUUAGGUUCAUUGUGACAAACUUUGUCCAGUCAUUUGGGCCAAGUCCUUUCUCCCCAAACACUGAUGCUUGUAUUCCUACUGUAGAUGAAACCAUCACAUUAGAAAAAAGUAUUUAGUGUUAAUUUAUGUGCCAAAUUCAGAUGAUGAUGUCGUUGUUGUUGUUACAGCUUUCAGUGUCAUAACACGGAAGGGAAUGGAAAGAGGUGACUAAGAAAAUGAGUUCUGUUAUAAUCAAUAUUUCUGAUUAAAUAAAUCAGCCAUGCCUGCCCAGGCUGCUGUCGUGCAAGGUAGUUAAGAACAGAGGAUGAAGUGGAGAUGGUGGGUUGCUUAUUACCACAAAGACUUCUGCUUCAGAUUAGGAUUUGUUGUCUAAAUGCUUGGAUCAGUCAGCCUUUACUGCUUGUUUUACAACUUAGAAGCAGUGUAGUGGCUGCAAACAUGCCAGAGCUAUUUUUGAUGGUUGCACUAAACUUGCUGUUGACAAGUUUCAGACUUCUUGAUUUUGUUUGUUUCUUCAUUUUAUUAGUUACAAGUAAGCUGAAAGUCACUCGUUGCUGUCCCAGUGUAAUCAGUAGUUCCACGGUGGACAGUUGAACGUGAGUCUGUCAUCUUCAGAUGCACAUUUGAAAAGAAAAAAAAAAUUUCUUGGAACCAUCUCAUUUAAUUAUCUGGGGGGAAAUCCAAGCAAUUAAGCUCUCUGGGUGGUAAUAAAGUACUUUCUAAAGGACAAGUGCUAUGACACCAUGUAUGAAUGUAAUUCUCUUAGUAUUUUACCUCUGACUAUUUGGUGUCUUAACACUGCGCUUUCUAUCUCAGGGGUUGUCUGCAAACCAAAACUGACACAUUCUGUGGUUAGUCUACAUUUUUUUUUUAAUAGAAUGCUUUGGUUUUGUUAUAUUUCUUUGCUCUCCUUUUGCCUUCUGUAGGUAUAACUAGUCUCCAUGAACUUCCCUUUGAAAGAGCCUGUAAAAGUCAAGUGAGUCUAAACGUGCUCUUUGAAGUAGCAGCAACACUGGGAGUGUAUACUCUGUUAUAUAGAAAUAAAUUGUCCUUGCUAUUUUCUUA
Messenger RNA from Chinchilla lanigera (long-tailed chinchilla), 2925 nucleotides. RefSeq names its product RAB8B, member RAS oncogene family (gene Rab8b). The transcript has 8 exons. Gene Ontology annotation, molecular function: GTPase activity; GTP binding. The record is from RefSeq and is a predicted model, not a curated record. Gene Ontology annotation, biological process: cellular response to insulin stimulus; regulation of exocytosis; protein secretion. Gene Ontology annotation, cellular component: synaptic vesicle; plasma membrane; trans-Golgi network transport vesicle. Lineage: Eukaryota; Metazoa; Chordata; Mammalia; Rodentia; Chinchillidae. Bases 88 to 711 code for a protein of 207 amino acids.